UGGCUGUCAUGUGAUGCGGUCGGUCAUGUGACCUGUCAGUUCAACAUGGCGGCUGCUGCGUCUGUUUUCCACAGAGUGAGAACUGGCUCUAAAAUAGGAGCUCAGUAUGACCAAGACGGAAACCCCAUCCAGGUGGAGACCCGAGAGGAUGAGGAGCAGAGCGUCAAGCUGGCGGAGAUCCUGGAGCUCCUGCUGGCAGCUGGAUACUUCAGAGCUCGGAUUAAAGGGUUGUCACCUUUCGAUAAGGUUGUCGGUGGUAUGACCUGGUGCAUCACAACGUGUAACUUUGACAUCGAUGUGGAUCUUCUUUUCCAGGAAAACUCAACCAUUGGCCAAAAAAUAGCUCUGACGGAGAAAAUAGUGUCUGUGCUGCCAAAGAUGAAGUGUCCUCACCGCCUGGAGCCCCAUCAAAUCCAAGGGCUCGACUUUAUCCACAUUUUUCCAGUGAUACAGUGGCUGGUGAAGCGAGCCAUAGAGACCAGGGAAGAGAUGGGCGACUAUGUGAGAGCCUACUCCAUUUCUCAGUUCCAGAAGACCCACAGCCUCCCAGAGGAUGAAGAGUUCCUCCAGAGGAAAGACAAGGCUGUGACAGCAGUACUGGAUGUAUUGGAAGUGUACAAACCCCAGAGGAAGUACAGGAGGCAGAGGGAUGCAGGGGAGCUGCUGGAUGAGGAGUCCAGGGUUCACUCCACUCUGCUGGAAUAUGGCAGAAUGUCACAUUUCCUCCUGCGUUAUGGAUUCAGCAAACAAGCCAAACAAGACCAGGUGGAUGAGAAGAAGGCUUCGCUGGCCAAUGGCUCUCAGCCGGCGCCCCCUGGGAUGGCAGAGGUGUCAGAGGAAGCCGACCUGCAGGCAGCGGAGGAGAUGCGAAUCAAAACCCUGAUGACCAGCAUGGCCGCCAUGGCAAAUGAAGAGGGGAAGCUGACAGCGAGCGCAGUGGGUCAGAUAGUGGGACUGCAGUCUGAGGAGAUCAAACAGAUCGCCUCUGAGUACGCUGAGAAGCAGUCCGAGCUGUCGUCAGAGGAACGUUCCGAGCGCUACGGCCCACUGCAGCAGCACCGCAGGGCGGUGGCCUCGCUCAACAAGCAGAUCCAGCAGAAGACUAAACAACUGGAGGAGCUACAAGCCAAGCAUGCAGAGGUGAAAACAGGCUGGGACGAUGCCAAGAGAAAUCUGACAGAGGCUACAGAGCAAUCCGAGAAACUGGAGAAAGAGCUGAAGGGUUUAGACGAGAUGGAGGAGCAGGCUGACAGCAGCUUGCUGGAGAAGCUGAAGGCUCUGGUGACGAUGAAUGAGAACCUGAAGCAGCAGGAGCAGGAGUUCCGCACACACUGUAGAGAAGAGAUGGACCGUCUACAGCAGAACAUUGAGGAGUUGAAGACGGCAUCAGGACAGGAUACGGAGGAGGAGAAGGAGAGGACAGAGCUGAUAGACAAACAGUACAACACAGACAGAGAGAAACUACAGAAGAUCCGUCUACUCAUGGCUCGGAGGAACCGUGAGAUCGCCAUCCUACAGAGGAAGAUCGACGAGGUGCCGAGCCGGGCCGAGCUGACCCAGUACCAGAAGAGAUUCAUUGAGCUCUACAGCCAGGUUUCUGCAACACAUAAAGAGACCAAGCAAUUCUUCACGCUGUAUAACACGUUAGACGACAAGAAGGUUUAUCUGGAGAAGGAGGUGAAUCUGCUGAAUUCCAUUCACGACAACUUCCACCAGGCCAUGUCGUCUUCAGCCGCCAAGGAGCAGUUCCUCAGACAGAUGGAGCAAAUCGUGGAGGGAAUCAAACAGAGUCGCAUCAAGAUGGAGAAGAAGAAGCAGGAAAACAAGAUGAGGAGAGAUCAGCUGAACGACGAGUACCUGGAGCUGCUCGACAAGCAGAGGCUUUACUUCAAGACUGUCAAGGACUUUAAAGAGGAGUGUCGGAAGAACGAGAUGCUGCUGUCCAAACUGAGAGCCAAAGGAGCGUCUUAGCCCCAGCAUGACUUUCUGUAAACUGAAAUAUCUAUCUGAGCUAAACUGAUCACAGACUAAUUGUUUUUUUUUUUUACAUUCCACACUUUGUUUCAUCUUUCUUCUUCAUGGCUGAUACGGUUGUGACUCUUCAUCCCUGUGAGAGGACUACUACACAUUCUCACUGUGCCAAAUCCAGCUGACUGAAAAACACAAUUGCCUUUAAUUGGUAGUGUCAGUAGAAGCUCUAAAGUGUUUCACAUAUUUGGGCAUAACCUCGGCCACAAUGAUCACAAAAAUAGCUUAAAUAUCAAAUCUAAUCAUAACUGGACUAACAUUUACUUUAGACAUUUCUAGCUGUACUAGGCAGCUGCGCUAGCUGUAACACAUCCAGCCAUGUCUUCAUGUUGAUCAUAAAGUGGUGGACAGAGAAGAUAACAGAGUGCCUGAAACUGUUGUGUGUUUACUGAUGUUACCUUGCAGGGUUUUGAGGAACUAAAGUCCUUAAAUUGAAUUAUUACACAGCUGUGUUGCAUACUCGAUUCUGAUUGGUCAAUCACGGCGUUCUGCGGUCUGUAAUUUCUCUAUAACAGACCGUUGCUAUGUAUAACAGACCGUUGCUAUGGGCGCAGCUCUGAUGUCGGACUCUGCCGGGCCGUUUCUGUGUCAUAUUAUUGAUUUCUUAAGUAAGUGGCCGUGUAAUAAGUGGGAUAAUGUAUCCCUUACUUAUGUAUGUGUGUCGGAUGUGUGAAGCUUCCUAGUGCAGCUUUAAACAUCGCUCUAUGUAUGUAAUGUUCUUUGCCAAUGAUGCUCUUCUCAUGUGCCUCUGAAGUUUGAAUUCACCUCCUGAUUCGCCUCACCAUCCGAUGACCAUGUACAACCAGUAUUUAAUAAAUGAAAGAAUCUUUCUAUUAAGGAUGUAAA
This is a messenger RNA of Sebastes umbrosus (honeycomb rockfish), 2874 nucleotides long. It is a transcript of the gene ccdc93, whose product is annotated as coiled-coil domain containing 93. The record is from RefSeq and is a predicted model, not a curated record. The transcript is spliced from 24 exons. Bases 46 to 1971 code for a protein of 641 amino acids. Gene Ontology annotation, biological process: Golgi to plasma membrane transport. Lineage: Eukaryota; Metazoa; Chordata; Actinopteri; Perciformes; Sebastidae.